Messenger RNA from Lagopus muta (rock ptarmigan), 3939 nucleotides. It is a transcript of the gene RNF14, whose product is annotated as ring finger protein 14. NCBI's taxonomy places the organism in Eukaryota, Metazoa, Chordata, Aves, Galliformes, Phasianidae. The coding region runs from base 449 to 1861 and encodes 470 amino acids. Gene Ontology annotation, biological process: protein polyubiquitination; ubiquitin-dependent protein catabolic process; positive regulation of proteasomal ubiquitin-dependent protein catabolic process. Gene Ontology annotation, molecular function: ubiquitin protein ligase activity; zinc ion binding; ubiquitin conjugating enzyme binding. Gene Ontology annotation, cellular component: ubiquitin ligase complex; cytoplasm. The record is from RefSeq and is a predicted model, not a curated record. The transcript has 8 exons.
GCUCUGCGCUGUCAGCGGCGCGGCCGGGCCGGGGCCUCCGCCCUCCGCCGGUCCUUUUCGGUUCGCGCGUCCCGUCCGCUGCGGAGCCGGCGGCGCCCCGUUCCGCGUCCCUCGGGCCGCGCGGCCGCCACGCGGCUGAGUCGCUGUGCGAUGUCCCGCUGCCUCUUUUCCCUUUGCUGUAUUUCGCUGCUGUUCUUGCAGCUGUUCUCAGCUGCUGACGGCCGUUUGCUUUUUAAGUCCUCCACGUUCUGUCGGUGUUUCCCAUUCUGUAAAGUUACCAACGCUUUUUUUUUCAAUUCAUAAAAGAAGUGUAAUCGCGUUCUGUGUUCGUAUCGGCUGCUUUGGUUUCUGACUCUUCCUGUGGAGGUGUCAAACAGGCGCGCAGUUUGGAUGGGAUGCUGAACUCAGUUGAUGCUAUAGAGCGGUGUUAACCCCACAGACACCUUAAAUGUCUUCAGAAGACAGAGAAGCUCAGGAGGAUGAGCUGCUGGCGCUGGCCAGCAUCUAUGAGGAAGAUGAGUUUAAGAGAGCCGAGUCAGCACAAGGAGGAGAAACCAGAAUUUGUUUGGAGCUGCCCCAAAACUUCAAAGUUUUUGUGAGCGGCAAUUCCGCAGAGAGUCCCCAGGGCAGGGGGUUUGAAUGCACCGUUUGCUUUCUGCCUCCGCUUGUGCUGAAUUUUGAGCUCCCACCGGACUACCCAUCCACCUCCCCGCCUGCGUUUACCCUCAGCAGCAAAUGGCUCUCCCCAGCACAGCUCAGCGCUCUUUGCAAGCAUUUAGACAACCUGUGGGAAGAGAACCGAGGCUGCGUGGUCUUGUUUGCCUGGAUGCAGUUUCUGAAGGAAGAAACAUUGAGUUACCUGAACAUUUCCUCCCCGUACGAGCUAAAAAUGUGCCAACAAGGGAACACACAGGGCAGGACGCCUUCGGUCCCUCAGGAUGCCGAGGAUUGUGGUGGUGCAGUGGGCUGUGCUGCAGCUGAGGAAGAAAUUGAUGAAAGAGCUGUACAGGACGUGGAAUCUUUGUCCAGCCUGAUUCGGGAGAUCCUGGACUUUGAUCAGGCUCAGAGAAGGAAGUGCUUUAACAGUAAGAUGUACCUGUGCAAUAUUUGCUUCUGUGAGAAGCUGGGCAGGGAAUGCAUGUACUUCACCGAGUGCAGCCACGUGUACUGCAAAGCUUGCCUGAAGGACUACUUUGAAAUUCAGAUCAGGGAUGGUCAGGUCCACUGCCUCAACUGUCCAGAACCGAAGUGUUCUUCUGUUGCUACUCCUGGUCAGGUGAAGGAGUUGGUCGGAGAGCAGCUGUUUGCACGCUAUGACCGCCUGCUGCUGCAGUCCACCCUGGACCUGAUGGCAGACGUUGUGUACUGCCCGCGGCCGGGCUGCCAGACACCCGUCAUGCAGGAGCCGGGCUGCACCAUGGGCAUCUGCUCCUGCUGCAACUACGCGUUCUGCACUCUGUGCAAGAUGACCUACCAUGGGGUCUCGCCGUGUAAAAUCACUGCAGAGAAAUUGAUGGAUUUGCGUAAUGAAUAUUUAGAAGCCGAUGAGGCAACCAAAAGAUUUUUGGAGCAGCGCUAUGGCAAACGAGUGAUCCAGAAAGCUCUCGAGGAGAUGGAGAGCAAAGAAUGGCUGGAAAAGAACUCCAAGUCCUGCCCUUGCUGCAGUACUCCUAUAGAGAAACUAGAUGGCUGUAACAAAAUGACGUGUACUGGCUGCAUGCAGUACUUCUGCUGGCUCUGUAUGGCUUCCCUGUCCAGGGUGAACCCAUACAAGCACUUCAAUGACCCGUCUUCCCCGUGCUUUGAUCGAUUGUUUCAAGCUAUGCAAAUUGAUGGUGAGUUCUGGGAAGAUGAAAACUAGUAUUCUUCUCUAGCAACAGAUGCUGAAGAAACCAGAGACAGAUGCUUUCCUUUUUUUGUCAAAGCUGUUUGAUUUUCAGUGCUCUGAUGCCAUAGAAGGACAAUACCACCUUGCACUGCAGGAUCCUUGCACAACCCUUCUGUUGCCAGAACCAAAGGAGGCCAUUUUACCCACCCUGUGGUCAAGGUUCCUGUUGAAAGUCCUAAUAGUAACAUCCAGUGAUAAAGAGAAACGCAACCAAGAAGUGAGAACAGAAUGGGGAAGUCUGCACCAAGAGGUGCCCCUCGCUCAGCUCCCGAAUGGCAGCAAUGUUUCUGGAGCGGCCUCCUGAGGAGGUUUGCCUUCCAGGGAUGUCAGCUGGCUCCCGCUGUUUGGGGCAGCGCCAUUCCAGGUGCAGAGCUCGCUCUGGAGCUGUUAGUUACACUGCUUGGGAAGGGAAAGCGUUGUGAAGCAGCACAGGGCUGUGUUCAGGGGCUGAGCCCGCCGCCUCCUGCAUUUCCUGCCUGUUUCUGUGGCAGCAGCUCACUGCUGUGCUGCUGGCAGUGGCAGCGAAGGCGCUGAUCCCUGACUCCUUGUGCUGCUGCAGUGCCCGUGUUCUUCUCUGAACGCAUUGGCAGAACUGACUGACAGCUUCUGGAGUCGGGGUCGCCCUGCUGAGUGCUGCAGUGCUGUGCGCCUCGCUGCCAGUCCUCACUGAGCGCUGAAGGGUGAUCUGAGUCUGGCCAGUGAAAGUAAUACCAGACAGUUUCUGUGCACAGACAGCCUGGAUCUGAAGUGAUAAUUUUUAGUACCUUAAAGAAUUCAAAUUUCUUUCUCAGCAGACAUUAACUUGUUUACAGAAUCUUCUUGUAAGGAAUUUGAUUAGUUGAUGCUUUUGGUUCUGGGCCAGAUGCCUCAUUUCUGCUGUUCUUGCCCUUUACAUAUUUCAAAAAACAUGGUUUCCCCUAAAAGCUCAGCAAGCUGUUUUGGGAACAUGGAAGUAAUUGCUGGAGAGAAACACUGAUUUAUUUUUUUUUUCCUGCUUACAGAAUGGUCUAAAAAUUUAUUUUGGAAUUCCAGCUCUUUAAAGCAAACAGCAGGUCUGGAUGGAUAGCUCAGGAGCUUGAAAACUGUUCAAACUUGGUUUUGAUUGAUAGUAAAUAAAUUUUAGUUAAAUACCUGGCCAAAAUGAGUGUUGAUGUAGUUCCUUUUGCAGAGGAAAAGUCUCUAUUCGAAUUGGCAGUGAUUAAAGUAGUAAGGGUGGAUUUCCUGCCUUGAUUUAGGCUGUAGGAUGGUGUGUGUAGAGCAAGUUUACAUUGUGUAUGGUUUACUUGUAUUUCCUGCACCUUUCACAUGCACUAAAUUCACUUUAAGACAGCAAAUACAGUUGUCUUCCUGUUUGUCUUCGUUAUGGCACUCGUGUUGGCUGUUGGUUUGUGGUACAGCUGUGGUGCUGGGCUCUGGUGCUUUUACACUGCAGGGCUGGGACUCGAGGUCUCAAGUGAACGCAGCAGAGCUCAAAACUUUUGUGUGAGCUUGAUGCCUGGGGCAUCCUGCUGAGGGAACUUGGCACAUUUCUGUAGGCUCGGUGCCCUCAGAGCAAAGUUACCUUGGAUUUUUGGGGGACAUCAGGCCUGUAAGCGAUGGAUGUGGUGGCAGUCAUAAAGCUGCCAUGGAAACAACACGUGGGAUGCAGCCAGCUUUGUGCUGCACUCCCACAGUAGUUUGCACUCUGCCCCAAUUGUUAACACAGCACCUGAACCAGGAACCUGCUUUGGAAAGCACUUUCUUCUUGCUGUGCAGAUUACGUGGGCAGACAAGGAGUGCUUGGCCCAGGGUGAAGCGUGCAUUUAUCAUUCUCUGCCUGGAGGCAAUGCUGCUGGAUCUCAGGUGUACAGAGGCAGUGCAGGUCCCUUCUCCAAGGACAGAGGUGCAGAGCAGCAGCCAAUGUUCCUGUGGCUGCUGGGCACUCAGCAGCCCUAGGCUGCAGCUCCUGUGCUUAACAGGCACAGAAGAACUGAGCCUCUCCCCAACAGCUGAGCAGGUGAGCGCGCUCACAGGACAAACAGCUGGCAGUGCAGAGGCAGAACAGCUCAAAC